Molecule: messenger RNA, 519 nt
Organism: Entrophospora sp. SA101
Lineage: Eukaryota; Fungi; Glomeromycota; Glomeromycetes; Entrophosporales; Entrophosporaceae
Source: the annotation of a GenBank genome assembly
AUGAAUAAUAAUAAAAGUGCCAUCUAUCCCGGAACCCCUUCUUCACUUUCUCAUAAAACAUCAGUUUCAUUUACUUUAUCUGAAAAAAAAAUAGACAAAAAUAAUAUUGCCUAUUUAUUGGAUUCGUUUAAUUCAAUUGAAACUUUUAAUAAAAAAGAAAAACAUGAUAGUAAUGGCAGUAACAAUUUGACAUCAGGAAAUGCUGAUGGUAGUGAUAAAAACAACAUAGUCAAUUUAUUGAAUUCAUUUACUGAUUUAUUAGAUAAAAAGACAGACAAUGACAAAUCAAAAAAAAAACACAGUGGUAGUGGCAGCAAAAAUUCGAAUGCAUCAGAAAAUGUUGAUGGUAGUGAUAAAAAUAACAUGGUCAAUUUAUUGGAUUCAAUUGCUGAUUGUUUUGAUAAAAAAACAGCUAAAUCAAAAAAAGAACAUGGUAGUGACAGAAGCAAUUGUUAUAAAAAUAAUAUCUUCUAUCUUGAUGAAAAAAUAGACAAUGAUAAACAACAUUUUAUUUUUUAG